Messenger RNA from Achroia grisella, 1933 nucleotides. Its product is annotated as synaptotagmin-15-like. Gene Ontology annotation, biological process: calcium-ion regulated exocytosis; regulation of calcium ion-dependent exocytosis; cellular response to calcium ion. The coding region runs from base 173 to 1744 and encodes 523 amino acids. Lineage: Eukaryota; Metazoa; Arthropoda; Insecta; Lepidoptera; Pyralidae. Gene Ontology annotation, molecular function: syntaxin binding; clathrin binding; phosphatidylserine binding. The transcript is spliced from 12 exons. The record is from RefSeq and is a predicted model, not a curated record.
GCGGAUGAUCCGUUCGGAAUACUUGCCACUUUAAUCCGCCGAGUGUUAUAUGUAAGCAUUAAAAAGUAGAAAAGCAUGUCGAUGUGUCUUUAGAGAAUUGACAUUAAAUUUCCUUCAAUAGGUGUAUCUGUACGCCUGAUUUCUUGUUGAGGGUAUCGACCGAUGUUUAGAGAUGAUAAACUUGUCACCAUCGGGUUAUAGGAACGUUGAUGAUGGCGAGCGGCCGAUGAAUACUAAGAAAAUAUAUUCUCGCAGACCCUGGUACGCUCUGCCGGUAGACCCAUCUGAUUUAGUUCCGAGACACCAGGACAAUUCAGCAUACGAUAUUGACUACAACGGACAAGAGGAACAGUAUUAUGAUCCUAAUCAAGAUUAUGUGGAUCCAGUGACAUCAAGGCACGCAAAUCUAGUAGAACAGUUGGAAUCGUCGCCGCCCAAUUCCAGGUUGGAACAAGGGCCAACCGUUGGGUCCGUUUCUGAGUCCUCUAUCGGAAAUGCUAUCAAUUUAAGAGAAGUGGCACUUGUUGCAUUGGGUGGUGCGAGCGCUGCUCUAGUAUUGCUGAUCGUGAUGGCGGGCGUAUUUGUGGCACGCAGGCGUAAGAACAGUCCAUCUCCUGCGCCAUCCCCACCCAUACUUGUGUAUCCUCCCCAUGAUAUUGCUGGACCAUGCUAUAUGACGAAAGAAGUUAACUUCUCACUACCUGCUCUCCGGUCAUCAUCGUUAGGAGAGCUGCGGGAGGUAGCCAGCGUCAGCAGCGCGGACAGUGAGGUGCUGUGCCCCCCUGUACCUCCUCAACUGCGAUCAAAUUCAUUCACAAACACAGCUGACCUCGGUGUACUUGACCCGGCGCUAUAUAAAUCGGAUUGUCUCGACGAAGAUCUCAUGUGGCCAGAGGGUCACGUGGGGCGAGUAUGGUUCACGCUGAAAUACGAAUCAAGCACUGAAAGGUUACAAGUGCACAUUAUGAAAGCAAAACACCUGCCCUCCCGUACUCCGGCACUGGCCAACGCUUGCGAUCCUUACAUAAAAAUACAACUAAUGCCAGACGAGAGACGAGUGCUGCAAACCAAACAGAAGAAGAAGACUUGCAAUCCGUUCUUUGAUGAAAGUUUUGUUUAUCAAAUUCCACCGGGCAAAGUGGAAGGUCUGACUCUGAAACUAUCUGUGCUCGAUUUGGGGGGAGUGGGAAAAGGGAAACAGCUUAUUGGUCACAUUAUACUGCCACUGAGUGAGUUGGAGGGAGUCUCGCCUGAUGAAGAACCACAGUUAUACAAACUUGAUAUAGAAAAGGAGUUACAAGAACCUACUUCCGAUUUGGGCGAGGUGUUGGUGUCAUUGCUUUAUAACGAAAAUUUACAUCGGCUUACCGUCACAGUUAUAGAGGCUCGAGCACUUAAGUUGGACCCGUCCUCAAACAAGCGUGAGAUGGUGGUCCGAGUAACGCAAGAACGUGCGUGUCGUGGAGUACGCGCGCGUCGCACUGCCGCCGUUGAAGUGGGAGACGAUGGCAGCGCUUUGGUCUCCGAGUGCUUCCACUUCAGGCUACGAGCUGAUGAAUUGCACACUACCAGUGUUACAGUGCAAGCUUUGCAACCACACUCUGUGUAUGCUAAAGACCGACUUCUCGGAAAGUUCGUCCUAGGGUCAUACAUGUUUGCUAGAGGUCGUGCAUUGCAGCAUUGGAACUCCGCACUUGCCUCGCCUAUGGAACAAGUCCAACAAUGGCACCCACUGACUCAUUAAACCCAACAAAAACGGCCACAAUCUAUGUACAACUGAUUAUUGACGUAAAUAUAUUAGAUGUAAGGCUAUUCCAUUUUGGAAGUAUUAUACAUACAUAUACUAUACGUAUAACGUCUCUAAAAUUAUCAAUCAAACUAUGAACUAUAUUAAUAUGUAUCUCAAAGUUUAAUGAAAUGUAUUUAUCUUAAU